AUGUGCCUUGCCCACAUCGAGGUUCCUGUGACAGUUGAAGUAGAAUCACACCCCUCCAAUAGUGAGACCCAGACCUUGCCAGACUUUGACGAUUAUGUACAGUCGGUGCCACUAGAAAGUGAUUUUGAUAAUGCUCAACAUGAAACUGUCCCAGAAAAGAACCAACGUAGUUUUCAAGUGCUGAGCUUGGCUCAAAUGUUUAUGAAGUUGGAAUUUGAGAGGCUUGUUCCUGCCAGGACUGUCAACUAUGUAGCAAAUGAAAUAAUGACCAUUUCUGAAGAAAAUCACCUCCAAAUUGAGAUGGAAGUAAAGGAACAUUUGCAACAACUAGAGUUGGACAGCAAUGUUAUUGAUUCAGUUCUUAAUAGUAUUUUUGGUCCGUUGAAAAAUCAGUACAAGUGCUUGCGUAGUGCUCAUUUAAGGACUAAGUUCUAUAAAACUAUGAAUAGAUUUGUGGAACCUAAAAUAGCAGAUGCAAAGGGGGAUCAGAAAUACUUCCAUAUUCCCAUCUCUCAAACUUUAUUAGGUUUAUUUGAAGACAAAUCUGCACUUAACAUCCAGUUAGAGCCCCCUCUCAAUACAGAUCCUGACAUCCUGAAGGAUUUUACUGAUGGCGCUAAUUUUAAAAACAAUAAGUUUUUCCAAGAGAACCCUACAGCACUGCGCUUGAUUAUAUAUCAAGAUGGGUUCGAAUGUUGCUGCCCUAUUGGUCCAUCAAAAAAGAAGCACAAAUUCACUGGUAUAUAUUUAAGUAUAGGCAAUCUACCUAGCCAUCUUAGAACUCAUGUUGAUAAUAUUUUUUUAAUAGCCUUGCUUAAGGAGAAAGAUAUGGAUCACAAGAAAGUGUUUGGAAAAAUUGUAGAAGAGUUGAAAGACUUGGAAACCAAUGGAAUCUUUGUGCCUGGAUACGGUCAGAUCAAGGCUGGCUUAGCAUUUAUUGCAGGUGACAAUUUGGGCAGUCACUCUCUUGGUGGAUUUUAUGAGUCUUUCUCCAGGACAAGAUAUUUUUGUCGCUUUUGUUAUGUUGACAGACCAACAUUUCACAGUGCUGGUGGUCAUUAUGUUGCUUUCCCUCUGAGGACAAAGGAAACCCACCAACGCUGCUUGAGAGGGCAGAGACUGGAGACAAAAAAGGGUGUGAAGUUUGACAGUGUCUUUAAUGAAUUGCCCUAUUUCCAUGUUUGUGAUCCUGGUCUCCCAUCCUGUUGCGCUCAUGACCUGGCAGAGGGGGUCGGGGCGUGGGAUAUGGGACUAUUUAUUCAUUAUUUUGUAUCUGAGGAGUGGUUUGAUUAUGAGAAGUUAACUGAACUGAGGAAGCGUUUCCCCUUUUCAACCAAAGACAAACGGGACGAGCCAAUUGAUUUUUUAGAAGAAUAUGCCCGUGUGAAAGGGGGAGCCAUGCAGAUAUUUAAUACAAUUCGAUUGUUCCCUUUGAUUAUCAAAGACCAUAUCAAGGAUCCAAAUGACAAAGUGUGGAAAUGUUUCCUUCUGCUUUCAGAGAUUUGUGAUAUUAUUUUGGCACCAGCAAUUAAUAAGAAAUGUUUAGGCUACUUGGAAGAGCUUAUACUUCUGUACCUUGAUCUCAGGAAAGAAUGUUUUCCUGAUGUUCCCCUUCGCCCCAAACACCACUACCUGGCCCAUGCCUGUCUAAUGAUAUUAUUGUUUGGGCCGUUAAAGAAUAUAUGGAGCCUUCGCUUUGAGAGUAAACAUUGCUUCUUUAAAAGAGCUGUGCGAUCUGCCAAAAAUUUCAUAAAUGUGUUAAAGUCAUUGACAUUUAGGCAUGAACUGUACCAGUGCUACCUAAGAUCUGGAGCUAGGGCUAGAUGUUCCAUCGUUGCCAAUUCAUCUAGUGAUUUUAGUCCAAGUAUGUAUUCUGAAGAGCUCCAGCUUGCCAUGAGUGAGUGUGAUUUACCUCCCGAAGUAGAGGAGUGCACUUCAGUGUCUGUUAAAGGAACAGACUAUAGAAAAGGUCACAUUGUUGUUUUAGGACAAGAUUCAUAUCAGUGUAAUGAAGAAAUGGGCAGAAUUCUGAUAAUUCUUCACUGUGAUGAUGCUGUAUUUUUUGUUGUUGAAGUCCUAGAAGUUGUCUUUGUACCCCACAUAAGGGCUUAUAAGCUAGGCCAAAAAGUGGGUUACAAGUGUGUUAAACAAAGUAAUUUGUUGAGCUACUAUGCUCACCACACUUACAAACUUCAUGAUGGCAACUUUGUUAAACUUCACCAUGCUCUUGUAGUUAAGUAUUGA
Molecule: messenger RNA, 2244 nt
Organism: Thrips palmi
Lineage: Eukaryota; Metazoa; Arthropoda; Insecta; Thysanoptera; Thripidae
Exons: 2
Coding region: 1-2244 (747 amino acids)
Source: RefSeq, a predicted model, not a curated record